AUGCUGACCAUUGGAGACACCAGUCCAACUAACGACAGAGAAAGGGCAGCGUUUCCUCAAUGUUCGCUGCCAGAAUUAUAUACUUCCCUUGAAGAUUUUUAUAAGGAGAGCAAGAAAUCAAAUCUCCUAAACAUGAGUGGUAUUUCACUUAACGAAGCACAGAAAAUGCUUACUAAAAAUCUGAAUACCAUGGCACUUGCCAGGGCCACCAGUGGGCGCAGGAAAGAUUCCCAAACAGUUAUCAUAAAAACAGUUCAUGGAUCUAAAGGAUCUGGAAUUGAGAUAUUUUAA
Carlito syrichta (Philippine tarsier) is the source of this 291-nucleotide messenger RNA. RefSeq names its product chromosome unknown C9orf153 homolog (gene CUNH9orf153). The record is from RefSeq and is a predicted model, not a curated record. The coding region runs from base 1 to 291 and encodes 96 amino acids. The transcript is spliced from 3 exons. NCBI's taxonomy places the organism in Eukaryota, Metazoa, Chordata, Mammalia, Primates, Tarsiidae.